UCAGCUUCAUCGCUGGAUGAGUUGCUGCAGCGGUAGGUGACACGUAACGAAAGGUGCGAUUAGGCCGUUGCAAACUUCAGAUAGUUAGUAAAAAGACUGUUUUUCAUUAUGUAAGAAACUUAACAGCGCUUCGACUAAGCACGAGGACCGACUAGGACCGUGUUCGUCACUUUUUAAAUCUGUUGAAUGUCUUUGGAAAACUUGGCAAAGCGUGAGACUUUUGUAAACAAUUCAGAUACGUAAGUCGUACGAGCAACCGUCCACGAUUAUAAUGUUUCAUGAGGAAUCUCAGAGAGGACGGAGCUGUUUCUAUAUCGAAGAGUGAAGAGAAAAUCAUUCCCUGGAAAGUUUCUGUGGAAUCCAGGAGAGGAGGAGGGAACAUGGGCAACGGCGUGUGCUCCAGGAAGCAGAGGAAGAUUUUCCAGUCUCUCUUACUGGUAACGGUGGUUUUCGGGAUGAUCUACGGUGGGAUGUUUUCUUACGAGAUGCACAAACAGCUGAAAAGGACAGAGGAGAUGGCCGUGAAAUACCAGCAGCACCAGGAGUCUCUUUCCGCUCAGCUUCAAGUUGUGUACGAGCAUCGCUCCAGGUUGGAGAAAUCUCUUCAGAAAGAGCGGCUGGAGCAUAAAAAAGCCAAAGACGAUUAUCUAAUGUAUAAAAUAGAGGCUCAGCAAUCUCUCAACAAAGAAAAGCAAGAUGCUGGCGUCAGGUUUAAUUCCCUGCAUUCCCAGCAUCAGAUUUUGAAGAAUCAGCAUGACGACCUGAAAAAGCAGUAUUAUGAACUACAAGAGCGACAUCAGCUGCAAGGAGAUGAACACAACAAGGCAAUAGAUGAACACAAACAGAGACUCGACCAGCUUCAUCAGACUAAAGAGUCUGAGAUCAAGAGUCUCAAAGAUAACAUAUAUAACCUACGUGAGGAGAACAAGCAGCUGAGAAAAGCUCAUCAGGAAGUCUAUGUGCAGCUUCAGGACACCAGGCAACAGCACAAGAACUUAAAAUCUGCCCACGACCAGCUUGUGUUGACCCUGGAGGACCACAAGAGUGCGCUAGCUGCGGCCCAGGUUCAGGUGGAUGAGUAUAAACAGCUGAAGGAAACGCUCAAUAAGAUGCCCAGUCUAAGACAUGCUGCAGGCCAGCCCCAGCCACACGAAGCCGCUCAUCCCAUCCAGCCGGGCCAGAAUGGGAACGAAGAGGAGCAUCAUCAACCCCAGAAUGCUCAACCAGAGGUGGAGAAACAUGACGAGGUUGAGAAGCCUCAGCCACACCACAAAGAGGAAGAUGGAGAAAUGGGAGGAGCUGAAGAGAGGAGGAGAGAACUGGCAGAGGAGGAGAUGGAGCAGGCGGGGCAGCCACAGAAAUUGGAGGAGGAGUUUGAUGUGGCGCAUAAUGGGGAGGAGGAGCCACAGGCCAACCAACCAGAUGAAAAUGCGCUGGAAAGGGAGCAACGUCACGCUCAUGAGGUGGCGCCAGCUGAGGCUCACGUACAGCACGCUCAGGUAGAGCGAGUGAAGUCAGCGUACGAACAGCAGCAGGAGCAGCAGCGUUUGGCUGCACAGCUGGCGGAGGAGCGCAGACAGCUGCACCUGCGUCAGGAGGCCCUGCAGAAGCAGCAGCUGCAGCAGCAGAAGGAGAGAGAGGAGAGACUGCGUCUGCAGAAAGAGAGAGAGGAACAGCAGAACAGAGAAGCCGAUCUUAAAGAGCAACAGCUCCGGCAAGAAAUGCUCCGGAAAAAGGUUCAUUAUGAAAACUUGGAUGCUGAUAUAGUCCAAGGAGAAGAAGAGCAACAGAUAGCUGAGGAGAAAGAGGUGAAUGCACACCAUGAGGAGCCAAGGCAAGAUGAAGCAGAUCAUGUUCAUCAUGAAGAUGAGCGACCUGUAGAAGGGGAUGUUGAUCCGGAGGAUGACCCCAACAACCAGGGGGAGGAUGAGUUCGAGGAGGCGGAGCAGCAGCAGCACCGUGAGGAAGAGGAGGAAGAGGCGGCACCUGUUGGCCACCCUGACAUGCACCUGGCCGUAGAGAAUCAGCACCAGCCGCCUGCUGAAGAACAGCUGGUGAUGGCUGGAAAUCCAGACCAACAGGAAGAUGCUCUGGAAGAGCAAUACCAGGAAGAUGGAGAUGAUGAGGCUCAGGAAGAGCUGGUGGAUAAUCAGAAGCGCGAGGCGGUGCGGGAGGAAGAGGGAGACCCGUAUAAUGAGGAGAAUGGAGAACAGGAAGAGGCCAGAGGUCAGGAUGUAGCAGUGAAGCAGGACAAUCAGCCCGCCCAGCAUCCCAAUGAGGAGAACUACGAAGAAGAAGAGGAGGAAGAAGACGGCAACAAUGAUAAACCGCCCAAUCGCAGGGGAGAAAUGUGAGGUGAUCGAAAGCAAGGACAGCCAAUCGCUGCCACCUGUUUGGAUUGGGUUUGCUCUGGAAAAUUAUGCCGGAAACCAUUCCGUUGGUUCCUGUUGAAUAGGAAACCAGUUUUACUUCCGACUUCCGGUCUGUGUGACUCUGAAACCAAGUUGCGGCAAAACGCCCAACCAAUUACAGACCAAAUGCCCUGCUGUUUGCCUUUACUGUACGUCUAUCUGUAGUUUCUUGUGAAUAAGUCCCGUUAAAUCUUGCGUUUGAUUUCUUCAACUGGACGACAAAUCUGACAGCAGAUUUUAACUACCAGAAACUCUUGCACUGAAAGUUUUGCCAAGUGCCAUUUUUGUGCACUCGAGCUCCACAUGCAAGAUAUAUCCCAUCUUUGAAGUAAAACAGCCUUAUUUUAAUAAUCAAGACUGAUUUUGAUAGACAGGCAGCAGCCGCCAAUCAGCAUUGAAUCCUCACCUGGCCCCGCCCAAACUUGUUAAACUGGUGUUAAUUCAUCCAUCGUGUUAAUGAAUAAUGCAGGAUGGGUUUGGCAAGAUGCUCGGGUCAACAGAUGUCACUACAUGAAUGUUUACAUGUAAUUCAAGCAGAUAGCUGUAGCUGUCAAAAGCUUUUUAAAAGUUACUGUAUGUGCCUAUUUACCGUAGUAGAGUUACAUGCUGCCUAGACGUGAACCAAAAUCAUUCAGUUAAAUACUGAUGUUUCUUCUGCUUUUCACCAAGUGCCUCAUAGAGAUUACAAGAUAAAAAAAUUGCCAGGAUGAAUCCUGAUACCUUUGUCAAAUUUUUUGAUCUGCCAACUACUAGUAUAAACUAGUACUAGUAUUCUACGUGCUACUGGACCUUUAACAUGACCAACAGCAGAGAAACUAAUGGCACAUUGGAAAUCGAAUUAAUGAGACAUAAUAUUUGAAUAUGCGACGAGUGAUUGAGAAAUUGCUGGAUUAGCUUACUCAAAUUUAUUUGUUUUGAAUGUAUGUUAAAUCACUACAAUAUUGAAACAAUUGUAUUUAUUUUGUCUUGUAUUUACUUUGUUUUUUUAUAUAUAUUUUAUAAAAUUAAUCUUGUCACUUUUUUUCUAUUUCCCGGGACGCAUAGGAUUUUUAGAUUUAUUAGUUGAUGUAAUAUUGGUUAAACAAGCUUUUCUGUGUUCAGCUUUAUAUUUAAAAUAAAUAUAUGUAUGUGUGUAUAGAUCUUUUUCUCCCAAGUUUUGUAAAAGUAAGUCAAAUAUAGCCAUUCUGAGAAACAUUUUGUGCCGUUUUGUUGAUAAUGGCAAUGUGAGCGGAAUAAAAAUGGGUGAAGGAUUUAA
Messenger RNA from Labeo rohita (rohu), 3666 nucleotides. RefSeq names its product golgi integral membrane protein 4a (gene golim4a). Lineage: Eukaryota; Metazoa; Chordata; Actinopteri; Cypriniformes; Cyprinidae. Bases 279 to 2354 code for a protein of 691 amino acids. Gene Ontology annotation, cellular component: Golgi membrane; Golgi apparatus. The record is from RefSeq and is a predicted model, not a curated record. The transcript is spliced from 16 exons.